UCUUCCCCGAUACCCUAUCCCUCUCGUCCUUCACCUCACCCCUCUCUCUCUCUAUCUCUCUCUCACCAUCGAAGAAAGGCAAAGAAGAUGGUGGCUGCGGUGAGUCCACCCCGGUGGUCGGAGAUCGAUGACGGAGGAGAGAGAGUCUUCCAGAUCUACUUUCUCUCUCCUCCUCCCUUUCUCUCGUCUGUGCUUUUGUCUAUCUCAUCGGUGAGUCCUCCAGUUUCUGGGUUUCGUUGUGGACUUGUGGUUUCUUUAAUACGGUGGUCAAUCUUGGUGGUUCUGUAGGGGAGAAUAAAUCAAGAACUGUGGAGGAACGAUGAUAUGGGCGGCUAUUUCUACUCUUACUCCUUAUAGACCAAACCAAACCUUCUUCCUUGCUCGUCAAAAUGAGGGUCGGCCGUCGGCGGGAGAUCAAGCUCAGAAAUUGGUUCGUCUUUCAUUUCAUAUCUUACAUUCAAAUGGGUUCUCUUCCCAUAUGUAUUCCAUUCGUUUUUCUCUUUGAUUUAUGUACCAUUGUCAAUCCAAGUUUAGCUCAUACUACUUGCUCAACCUAGUUUUCUAUGUACUUGGAUGGAACAAAUCUUACGAACCUAGCUCUGCUGCUCUUUAUGGUUCUAAAAAUUUCAGCUUGUUGAAGUAAUAAAAUUGCUAAACCAUACUGAUUCUUAUUGUUGGUGGGAAAUCUGAAACAACUUUUUGCAUUGUUGUCAAGUGCUUAUAGUUCAUGCUGUCAUUUUUAAUUUUGAUGGGCGUGUGGUAUAAUUGUAGUCUUCAAGUGGGGUGAUUUAGUUUGUGGAUUUUAUUGUGCUGUGUUUAUGUAGCUUUGUUGUUAUAUUUUGUUUCUUGGUGGCUACAGGCCCGAGGACUGAAGAAUCAUUUUACAUAUGCUGAUGGCUUUGUUCUUCAUUCCCUUCUUGAUCUUUUAUAUACUCAAGUCUGAAGUAAUUCCCUCUAAUGUUCUUAAUUUGCUGAAAAGAAAAAGUAGGAUUGUUCGAGGUUCAAUCUUCUCAGGAGUAUUUGGUUGGGAACAAACAAAGAAAGGAAGUAGGAUCAAUAUUCGGGAACCUCUCCUUCUGGAAAAACAGGUCCAAUGCUGGCUGGAAUUUAAGGUCCACCUGACCCGAUCCCAGCAUCAAGUAGAUCUUGGUAAGAAUUUUUCAAUUUUCUACCUACAGGACUUCUCAAUGUGCAUGCAUCCGUAAAUUACAGUGUUAACCUAUCUCAAGUUGAUGGAAUGUUUACUCAUCAUUUAAGUUAUCAACUGUGAAAAAGGCUAGCACUAGGCGCUACCAAAUGUUUUUUUUUUGUUUUUUUUUGUUGUAAAUACAGAGAUAUAGCAACCUGUUAAACCAAUAUCUCCAGCAAUAAAGCCUUAUUAGUGUUACAAGUAUAUGCUACGCUUUUUGUUAUUUAUAAUUACUGAUCACUACACAAAAAUUUUGAAAACAAAUGAUCAAU
This is a messenger RNA of Rosa rugosa (rugosa rose), 1461 nucleotides long. RefSeq lists its product as uncharacterized. The record is from RefSeq and is a predicted model, not a curated record. The coding region runs from base 888 to 1205 and encodes 105 amino acids. The transcript has 3 exons. NCBI's taxonomy places the organism in Eukaryota, Viridiplantae, Streptophyta, Magnoliopsida, Rosales, Rosaceae.